Durusdinium trenchii is the source of this 591-nucleotide messenger RNA. The record is from the annotation of a GenBank genome assembly. NCBI's taxonomy places the organism in Eukaryota, Dinophyceae, Suessiales, Symbiodiniaceae.
AUGGCCAUCUGCCCGGCACAGCGCGUUUGGCGCCAUGUCAUUGGCCUCCUUUGCCUGCAACCCACCUGGCCUGCGUCGACGGUGUCCACCGACUGGCUCGACGGUCGGUGUGCACCCCAUGCAGCGCUGCUGCCGCCGGAGGCAUGCGCUCCACGCGCCUUCCCAGAGCAGUGUGCGACGCGCACGCCCGUGGAUAGCUCCUGGGUGUGGCCCGGACGCAACUGGUGCUGGGUGGCCACGAAGCGCCACGCCUGCUAUGGGCAUCACACCUGGGAGGAGGCAGCAGAGGUGGCUGAAAAGGAGAUGGAGGUGGUCAAGGCCACUGAGGGUGACGUGCCGCUGCGGCGCCCGGAGCUUUGCGACGUGCGCGCGCACGGGCGGCCAUUGAAGCCGAACGAGACGGCGUCAGUGCAGCAAAGGACCAGCUUUCGCAUCGAGGCGGCAGAGGCCAGCUUUUGGUUCGAUCGGAACGUGGCGGUCUACGUGGUGAGCCUGCCCAGCGCUGUUCUCCGAUGGAACCGGAUGCAGCAGAGGCUCCAGGGCGUACAUCCAACCCCCUGGAGAAGACAAUUGGUGGCAAUUGGUUGGUAG